This is a messenger RNA of Alligator mississippiensis (American alligator), 1491 nucleotides long. Its product is annotated as cytochrome P450 2G1. The record is from RefSeq and is a predicted model, not a curated record. Gene Ontology annotation, cellular component: intracellular membrane-bounded organelle; cytoplasm. The transcript is spliced from 9 exons. Gene Ontology annotation, molecular function: iron ion binding; heme binding; oxidoreductase activity, acting on paired donors, with incorporation or reduction of molecular oxygen, reduced flavin or flavoprotein as one donor, and incorporation of one atom of oxygen. NCBI's taxonomy places the organism in Eukaryota, Metazoa, Chordata, Crocodylia, Alligatoridae. Gene Ontology annotation, biological process: xenobiotic metabolic process. The coding region runs from base 50 to 1456 and encodes 468 amino acids.
CCUGGCCAUCUGCAUCUCAUGCCUGGCACUGGCCUCGGCCUGGAGGAGGAUGCACAAAGCGGGAAAACUGCCCCCGGGCCCGACCCCGUUGCCCUUCAUCGGCAACCUGCUGCAGGUGCGCACCGACGAGACCUUCAAGUCCUUCAUGGAGCUGAAGGAGAAGUACGGGCCAGUGUUCACGGUGUACCUGGGCCCGCGGCGCGUUGUGGUGCUGUGCGGGCACGAGGCUGUCAAGGAGGCACUGGUUGACCAGGCUGAGGAGUUCAGUGGCCGCGGGGAGCUGGCCUCCAUCGAACGCAACUUCAACGGCUUCGGAGUGGCUCUGGCCAACGGGGAGCGGUGGAAGCAGCUGCGCCGGUUCUCGCUCACCACCCUACGCAACUUCGGCAUGGGCAAGCGCAGCAUCGAGGAGCGCAUCCAGGAGGAGGCCCAGUACCUGCUGGAGGAGCUCCGCAAAACCAAAGCCCAGCCCUUCGACCCCACCUUCUACCUGAGCCGCACCGUGUCCAAUGUCAUCAGCUCCGUCGUCUUCGGCAGCCGCUUCGACUACGAGGACAAGCAGUUCCUCGCCCUCCUGCGCAUGAUUAACGAGAGCUUCAUCGAGAUGAGCACGCCCUGGGCCCAGCUCUACGACAUGUACUCGUGCAUCAUGCAGUACCUGCCCGGGCGCCACAACCGUGUCUACUACCUCAUCGAGGACCUCAAGGACUUUAUCGCCGAGCGGGUCCGGGCCAACCAGGCAACCCUGGACCUCAACUCCCCACGGGACUUCAUCGACUGUUUCCUCAUCCAGAUGGAGAAGGAGCGGAAGAACCCGAACAGCGAAUUCAACCUCAAGAACCUGGUCCUGACCACGCUCAACCUGUUCUUCGCCGGCACCGAGACCGUCAGCUCCACCCUGCGCUACGGCUUCCUCUUCCUCAUGAGGUACCCCAAGGUGCAAGAGAAGGUGCACCAAGAGAUCGACCAGGUCAUCGGGCGCAACCGCAUCCCAGCCAGCGAAGACCGCAUGAGCAUGCCCUACACGGAUGCCGUCAUCCAUGAGAUCCAGCGCCUCACGGACAUCGUGCCCAUGGGCGUGCCCCACACCGUCAUCCGGGACACCCAGUUUCGCGGCUACACCCUCCCUAAGGGCACCGAUGUGUUCCCACUGCUGGGCUCUGUCCUGCGGGACCCCAAGUACUUCAGCCAGCCAGACGCCUUCAACCCGGGGCACUUCCUGGAUGAGAAUGGCCGCUUCAAGAAGAACGACGCCUUCGUGCCUUUCUCCUCUGGGAAGCGGGUGUGCCUGGGCGAAGCCAUGGCCCGCAUGGAGCUCUUCCUCUACUUCACCACCAUUCUGCAGAGCUUCUCCCUCCAGUCCCUGGUGCCCCCCAAGGACAUCGACAUCUCCCCCAAGAUCAGCGGCUUCGGCAACAUCCCGCCCACCUACCAGCUCUGCCUGGUGCCACGCUGAGCCCGCCAACCCCUCCUGGAGCUUCGCACGGGGCA